Molecule: messenger RNA, 1109 nt
Organism: Amphimedon queenslandica
Lineage: Eukaryota; Metazoa; Porifera; Demospongiae; Haplosclerida; Niphatidae
Product: MIF4G domain-containing protein A-like
Exons: 1
Coding region: 34-852 (272 amino acids)
Biological process (GO): regulation of translational initiation
Cellular component (GO): cytosol
Molecular function (GO): protein binding; RNA binding; translation activator activity
Source: RefSeq, a predicted model, not a curated record
GGUGUGUUUACAUGUGACACGCCCAUAUUAAAAAUGGCUACACGUGGAAGAGGGAGAGGGAGAGGAGGCAAUAGACUCAAAGUUGGUGAGACACAGCCUUCAGAAAGGAAGCCAAAGCCGGUCAGAUCAUUGAUCGAGCUCUCAGAAUACCUGCACACACUUAACGAGUCGAAUUUCCCGAAUUAUGGUCAGAUGUUUAGUGACAUGACGCUCGAGUUUGCAUCAAGUAGCCCAGAGAACAUGAACUCAACCGUUGACCUCAUCUUUAGCACCACAAUAGAGUCACGUGAUCAUGCAACCCUUGGUGCCAGAGUCUGCCAGAAGAUCGUAAUGCACGUACCAACCGACACGGAAUCCAAAAAAGCCCAACGAACCUCAUUUCGUCAAACUCUACUCGGCCGUUUUCAAUCCGAGUAUUCAAAAAAGGACUCAACUAGAAAAUUAUCAAUAGAAUCAUGGCUGGCAAUUUUCUCUUUUUUGUGCGAGAUAUUUAAUUACGUGCGAGUCAAUGACAACCCACUGUCAGUGAUAGGGAAAGCUAUCCUCUCGACUAUGGAGUGGCUCCUUAAUCUUGAUGAUGUCAUAGACGAUGAGAUUGAGUGCGUAUGUGAUAAUCUUAAAAGUAUCGGCGCCACAUUAGAGGCUGUAAGCGCUGAGAAGACCUCACUCGUUUUCUCUGCUUUGAGGACAAAAAUAAUUUCUCGGACGACCACCUGUCGCAUUCGUUGCAUAUCACUUGAAGUCGUGGAAUAUCGUGCUAUGGGCUGGCAGGAUAAGAAGAAUGAAUUAGAGUCUUAUUAUAUGGACGCUAUUGCUGACGCUGCAGCUGAAGAUGAAGAUGAUUUAUCUUGAGAGAGAGAGACUCUCCUAACUCAUUACAGGAGCAUUUCAUUUGAUUAUGUCAACUCUCUUAAUUACAUUAGAUAAGUAUUUUUGUUAUAAUUAUUGUUGUUUGUUUACAAUAUCUGACUUGAAUUUUUUUUAUCAACUUUAUUUGCUCUCCCUCCCUCCCUCUCUUUCUCUACCCUUACUCCUUGCACCACAUUUGAAAUGAUCUACAAUAAUUACACGUUUAUGCAAAUGAUGCAAUAUACUAUAGUAAAAUAUAA